Molecule: messenger RNA, 1270 nt
Organism: Trametes versicolor FP-101664 SS1
Lineage: Eukaryota; Fungi; Basidiomycota; Agaricomycetes; Polyporales; Polyporaceae
Exons: 6
Coding region: 164-523 (119 amino acids)
Source: RefSeq, a predicted model, not a curated record
CCCCGAGGCCUUUAGAUGCGUGCGCUGCGAUAGCGGCGCGCGCUGUCCUCGUGUGGGAUUGACCAAGGACGUCGUACGUGCCGUUCGACGUGACGGCCAUCGGCGUCGGCUCGCCCCUACAUGUUCAACGGCGGGCGGCGAUGACUGUGGCGUAAUUUCGACUAUGCGGGUUGGCUCGAAUCCUCGACGUGGGCCUGGGGACCGGCUGGCUCACGGCUGGAACCCGGGCCCUGGCGCGGGCCCCUUCGGGGGGUCAUGGAGGCCGCCAUUCUGCCUGGGCGUUUUAAAACAUCGCUCUGUUCUCUUCCCCGCUCAGGCUCGAGCGGCGGGUUUAACGCCUGCACGCUCGCCUGGUACUCAGCGGGCUAUGCUUCUUUAUGGACACCAACAUGGACACGUUAUGUUUAAACAACUCACAAAUAUGCUCUUCACAGUAACGGCCGCGCGCUGCCCCACCAGCGCCGCGCCACCACCGUGCUGGGCUCUGGGCCCUAACCCGGAGUCCGCGCGGAUACUAGGCUGACGUCCCCAAAGACUGAAGCUCUGCGGAACAUCGCGCCUCCUACGGAGUGGUGCCGCGUUACGUGGGCCCGGGCCUGGUAUAACAGGCUUGGGCUCACAACUACCAGGUGGCUUCAGUCCGAGUCCUCGCGGACUGCAGCCAUCUAGCACGAUCAGGCCACCCCAAGGCCUGACAGUCGCCGCAUGUGAUCCCCAUGGUGUGCGGCGACUGCGUCGGCACUGGAUCCAAGGGAUCUGGCUUGGGCCGGUAUCGACUUGUGCUACCCAACGAGCUGACGUCCUCAAGGACUGACGCUCGGCGGGGUCUAACGACCCCGCGGCCUCUGGGCGGUGCGGAGGUGGACAAUCGUCCCUCUGUACCACCCAGUCAGACGCUUGUUUUCGGGUACCCACCUGAAGCAUGCUGCGUCGAGGCCCAGGUCCUAGCGGACCAAGCUUGGCGGAGCACUUCCACUCCGCCGGCGGCACCGCACUCAGAAAGCCAUCAUGAUCGGUCGGGUCGGCCCCUCGGGGAGAUCAUGUCGGUCAUCGAUUGAUGGACGAGCGGCGAAGUGUGCUGCUGCUUGCGUCUGGACGCCACAACGUGGGAGGGCAACGAGAGUUCCAGACCACACCGCGCCAAGAGUUAUGCACUUGCCUCGGGAAGACCCACGGAGCACCGUUGGAUAACACCACCCCUCACGGUAACCAAGGACGCCGCACAGUAGCGGUCGAGGCUGUGGGUGGGUCGCACGCGACCGCCUCUCAG